AUGAACGCAUUAGAAAGCCAGUUGCGACAGCCUUUACGUCUUAUUGAAUACGUUCCAUUGGAGGAGAACUGGAGAAAUGAUCCGGAAAUCUAUGGUCCUAACACUCGUUUUGACUGCACAAUCUGCAAUAAUAUCUGGAGCACAAUCCUCGCAACUGAAGAAUCCACGUUUGCGAUGCUAGGAUCUUUCAAUGAUGAUAUAGCCUCGCAACGAUCCAGAUAUAUGCCCUAUCCCUAUAUAUCUAAGCUUCCCUAUAGUGCACACAUCAGUGAUACUGAGGAGAGUGGGAGUAUUUUACUCGCUAGGACUGAUGAUCAGAAUAGCAUUGGAGUUGGAAUUAUCUUAGAUCCGGACUGGAUCGAUAUGGAGAUCCCAAAGGCUUGGAUGUAUCAAUGUUUGUCUGAACAUGGUAGCAGUUGCGUGAAUCCGCUAAAUGUUAGGCAGGCGUGGCCCGCGUGGCUUAUUGACGUUGAUAACAAUUGCCUGGUGCCCGCCCAAGAAUCCUAUGAAUACGUUGCUCUUAGUUAUUGCUGGGGUGGAGGCCCGAAUUUCUGUGCGACUGUCCAUGACAAGGACGAGCUCCAGAAACGAAAUUCACUGAUUUCCCCAAAGCUCGCUAAACAAUUGUCGCCAACAAUUCGACAUGCCAUCUCCAUGACUAGAGCUAUUGGGUUGCGCUACCUGUGGGCGGAUGCACUAUGUAUCAUCCACGGUGACGAUACAGAAACGACAGAGCAGCUAUUGCUUAUGGGCUCUAUAUACGCGACUGCCAUCGUUACUAUUAUUGCUGCUAAUGAUGGUGUACAGCACGGUCUUCCUGGCCUAAAAGGGAUUUCGUCCUCUCGCCAUUUGGAACAGAGGGUAGUCCCUUUUGGGAAAGAGAAAUGCAUUGCAGGAAAAUCAAUAGCGAGCCUUCAGAGCGCAACACCGUACUAUAGUCGUGGCUGGACAUAUCAAGAACAGCUGAUGUCAGCUAGAAAGAUUAUCUUCCAAAACAAAACGCUGCACUGGGACUGUAUCUGCAGUACAUGGCACGAAGAACUGGCCAUCCGUACAGAAGCAACAAAAGUCUACGCAUUUUUCAAGGAGCUGCGGGAGCUAAUAGCCGGUUUCCCCGACUUAUCGUCGCUGAACAAUCUGUUAUCGCAAUAUAAUAGAAGAAAUUUCACCUACGUUGAUGAUGCUUGGCCCGGUAUAGCGGGCCUCCUUUCCUCUUUGGGCACAACAUUCAUUGGUGGCUUUCUAUAUGGGCUUCCGGAGAUGUUAUUCGAUAGAGCCUUGGGGUGGAGGCCGCAUGGAAAUAUCAAACGGCGGAAUCCAUUGACUCGCCCUGUUGAGCAGAAAUUGCCUGAUUCAAACAUACCAUCCUGGUCGUGGAUAGGGUGGCAUGGUACAUUUGACAUAGGCCUAAAUGAGUUCUCAAAAGUGAAAGGUAUUGGCCACGUUGAAGAAACAAUUCCCUGUGUCCAAUGGUUCACCUUGGAGACUCCAGACUCUCCACCAAGGAGGAUUAAAUCAGUUUGGUUUAGAAAUCGUGAUUCAUUCUUUGAGCGAAGCUCCCAGCAACUGCCACGGGGCUGGAGACAAUACGAGGUUGCGGACCCCCGAGAUAUAAGCCCAAGACUACUAUACUCAGACAGAGGCAGUAAGUACCUCUAUCGCCAUCGCAAAUUGGGUAGUAGCUCGUGGUUCUUUCCGUUUCCAGUGCCCGACCUCUUGGUGCCUCGUGUACCGGCCUCGCCCAAGCAGACGCCAUUCCUGUUCAGCAGAACAAAACGGGCGCAUGUCUAUGGUAUGUAUGUCACAAGAACUGCUCCCUUGCCUCAUGAUAGAAACACAUUGUACCUUUUCAAUACGUCAAAAAACAAAAUAGGAGAGCUUUGGUUGCAUAAUGAGGGUGAUCGAAACUCUUUCCCAACGGAUAAGACAGGCGAUCCUCCAAGGAUGAUUGAGCUCGUUGCCAUCUCCCGAUCACGAGCAUAUAAUCGUGUUUGGUAUAAAGAGCAGAGCAGAUGGAGAGAUGCCACUAUGUCAGAAAGAUAUAAUGUGCUCUGGGUGGAGUGGAAGGGGAAGGUAGCCUACCGGCUAGCAAGUGGAUAUGUUGAGCAGGCCGCAUGGGAAACCUUGGACUUACAGGAUGUCCAUCUGAUUCUCGGUUAA
This is a messenger RNA of Aspergillus alliaceus, 2160 nucleotides long. Its product is annotated as HET domain-containing protein. The transcript is spliced from 2 exons. NCBI's taxonomy places the organism in Eukaryota, Fungi, Ascomycota, Eurotiomycetes, Eurotiales, Aspergillaceae. The record is from RefSeq and is a predicted model, not a curated record. Bases 1 to 2160 code for a protein of 719 amino acids.